Trematosphaeria pertusa is the source of this 1253-nucleotide messenger RNA. RefSeq names its product LexA/Signal peptidase. NCBI's taxonomy places the organism in Eukaryota, Fungi, Ascomycota, Dothideomycetes, Pleosporales, Trematosphaeriaceae. Gene Ontology annotation, molecular function: serine-type endopeptidase activity. The transcript has a single exon. Gene Ontology annotation, cellular component: mitochondrial inner membrane peptidase complex; membrane. The record is from RefSeq and is a predicted model, not a curated record. The coding region runs from base 82 to 780 and encodes 232 amino acids.
AUCGCUCAAUUGCCCGCCGCCCGCGCGCCCUUAGAUACCAAUCAUGCCAAUGCGGUAGCGACAGCCUCUCACUCUGCUGCAAUGCUCCCUCCACGCCUCCGCAUCCCCUCGCACCUGCCCCACCUCCGCGUCCGCCCGCAAGCACCCUCUGCGCGCCCCAUCCUACGCCCGUCAACGCGGCCCCUCUACUCCAACGCCGCUCCCGCACCUCCUCCGCAUCGCCCAUGGACCAUAAUCCUCUAUGCCUACGGCGGCCUCCUCACGGUCCACACCUUCAUCUCCUACAUCGGCUCCAUCGGCCCAACACAUGGCGUCUCCAUGGUGCCCACUAUCUCGCACGGCUACCUCGGCACGCCAUUGAUCCUCGAAUCGCGGCUGCACAGGCGCGGUCGCAACAUCCACGUCGGCGACAUAAUAACCUACGUGCACCCGGUGAACCCGUCCACCAACGGCUGCAAGCGGGUGAUCGGCAUGCCGGGCGAUUUCGUGUCCGUGGUGACGCCGGGCCGGCGGGAUGAGGAUCUGGGGAAGGCGGACAAGGAGGGCGAGUGGGCAAGGGUGAGGGACGAGGUGAUUAGGGUGCCGGAGGGGCAUUGUUGGGUCGCGGGUGAUAAUUUGGAGUGGAGUAGGGAUAGUAGGGUUUUUGGGGCGGUGCCGUUGGCGCUGGUGAGAGGGAAGGUUAUUGCGGUUCUUUGGCCGUGGGGGGACAGGAAGUGGUUUGGGGGUAGGGGCGGGUUGGAGGAUGCUAGGGAAGAGGAGAGGGAUUGGGUUGCUGGAUGAGAAGGUGACGGUGGUAAUAGCAUUGUAUAUACUGGAUAGGAUGGGUAAGAGAAGGAUUCUCAAAGUUUAUUGGAGAAUCAUUCAAAGCCCACUUCCGGGCUAGCCAAGGGCCAUGAAGACCUCUGGCCUCAUACAAGUACGGUCUACAGCACGGUUUUUGGGACUCAGAGUGGGUAUGGCUUGCACAGACGUCCCCCCGCCAGGCUCUAAUGCCUCUACCCUAGCACCUAGAUUCUCACUCAUACGCCCUCACGACCUCUUAUUCAAGCGGGUGACAGUACCCGGCGGUAUCAACAUCAAAGAAUGCUAUUGCCGAAAGUCUUGCAUUAUGGAGAAGCAGGCAAUAGCUUUAGUCCCUCGACUGGCGGCCAGACACCGUUCAUGUUGAGACAGAAAGGAGGAAUCAAAGACAGAGCGUACGAAAACUUUGGCAGGAGAUGAAUCUCUAGGCUAUUGAUUAUCCGGAAGAAAGA